GAUUUGAUGUUUAUCUGUUUGGUUUAAGGUAUUACUGUUGUUUUGAGUACUAAUUUCUUUAAAACUAAACUAACUCUUCUCUUGAUUCUCCUUGUUUCAGGUUAAGGCUGAAGUUGUCACGGGUGCAUUGAAGCUUGGGAAAGUCACGGGUGCAUUAGGAGUAGGGAAAGUCACGGGUGCCUUAGGAGUACUGAAACUCACGGGUUCAUCUCUUUCAGUUUAUGUAGUAUAAGUAGUUCUCGUUUGGUCUUUAGCUAUGUAUCACCUUCUCUUUCUUUCCUCUUCAUCAAAACUUGACUUAUGUUCUUGUGGUUUCUCGGAGAUGUUGUAAGAUGUUGCUACCAUGAUCUGCUAAAGUUCACAAAACCUGCUGAUCUCUUGUAAUAUUUGCGUGAUGUCAUCAUCUUCAUCCGAUGGAUUGGAAGAAAGAUUAGACGAAGUUUUCGACGAUAUUUGCGAAGAUACAUUCAACGACAUUCUCGAGGCCCAAACCAAGAAGCAAAAGAAACGUGCUUAUAUAGAACGAAACCGUGAAGCAGGACACAACCGUUUAUGGAAUGACUACUUCACCGAAAAUCCGACAUAUGAGGCACAUUUUUUCAGACGCCGUUUCCGUAUGAACAAGGAAUUAUUCAUGCGUAUUGUAUAUGGCCUCUCACAGAACGUUCCAUUCUUUCAACAAAGAAGAGAUGCUACCGGGAGGCUUGGUCUUUCUCCACUACAAAAAUGUACGGCAGCAAUUCGUAUGCUUGCUUAUGGUUCUGCGGCUGACGCGGUAGACGAAUAUCUCCGACUAGGUGAGAGCACGGCACUUUCCUGUUUACAUAAUUUCACUGACGGAAUAAUACAUUUAUUUGGAAAUGAGUAUCUACGAAGACCCACAGCAGAGGAUCUUCAGCGACUACUCGAUAUUGGAGAGACACGCAGGUUUCCUGGGAUGGUUGGAAGCAUUGACUGUAUGCAUUGGGAGUGGAAAAAUUGCCCAACCUCUUGGAAAGGACAGUAUGCACAUGGAUCAAGCAAACCGACAAUUGUCUUAGAGGCUGUAGCUUCACAAGAUCUUUGGAUAUGGCACGCUUUUUUUGGUCCUCCAGGUACCUUAAACGAUAUUAAUGUCCUUGAUCGGUCUCCUGUUUUUGAUGACAUUAUAGAAGGUCGAGCUCCAAGGUUAGAGUACGUGGUCAACGGACACAAAUAUAAGUUUGCUUACUACCUCACGGACGGUAUAUAUCCAAAAUGGUCAACAUUUAUCCAAUCUAUCACACUUCCUCAAGGUCCGAAAGCAAACUUAUUUGCUAAAGUUCAAGAAUCAGCCCGUAAAGAUGUGGAGCGGGCUUUUGGAGUAUUGCAAGCCCGAUUUGCGAUUGUCAAAAACCCGGCUCUUACAUGGGACAAAGAAAAGAUAGCGAAAAUUAUGCGAGCAUGUAUCAUACUACACAAUAUGAUAGUUGAAAAUGAACGCAAUGGAUAUGCUCAAAUCGACAUCUCGGAAUUUGAAGAAGGAAACGUCACCAGAAGUUCACAGGUGGAAACCGAAACCGACAGGCCUACAAAUCUCAACAACAUAUUUGUCAAUCAAAAUCAGAAAGAUCUUCGGGAUAGGCGUAUACAUGAACAAUUGAAAAAAGAUUUAAUUGAGCAUAUUUGGAACAAAUUUGGUGAUGAAGAUUAAUAAUUAUUGUAUCUUUGAGUUUAAUUAUUGUAUUUUUUUCCAUCAUGCAAUAAAUAAAAAAUAAAUUUCAAUUUAAAAAAAUUAAUUAUUUUUUUAUUCCUAAGGACUCCUAAUUGGAAAUCACCAUUGCACACAUUAUUUUGACUAAAAUCCUUAACUAUUCAAAAAAAAAAAAAAAUUAUUAAACUAAUCCUAAGGACUCCUCCCACAAAUCCACCAUUGUGGAUGCUCUAACCGCCGAAAGCACAUCAACGAUACCACCUGCUUGAACUUCUCCAUUUGAACUCCUCACUUGGAGCUUGAGAUAUUUUUCACAGGUUGGACGCUGACGCUUCUUAACGAAUGAAUAUUAUGUAAUGUUUCAAGAAUUUAGCCGAUUUUUCGUGGAAGCUGUCUAUGGAAAUUUUGGAUAUUCUGCAAAACUACGUUGAGCCCCUUAUGGCUCUCUACGAAUACUGACAGUUAUAUGGUCCCUGGGAUCUGUCUAGACGGAGUACGGUGGGAUCUGUCUCGCCGAAGUACGAUGGGAUCCGUAGCUUUUCCAUUUGAUGGAUUUUGACCUCAAUGAUUCUCUUCUUAAAGGGGGAUUUCAGAUGCGCUCCAGGCUCAACUCGUCAGUUGGUGGAUCUUUGAAUUGAUAUAUUGCAUCGAGAUCAGGAGGUCGGCGAUUUACAGGUUUGUUAUGUGCUUUCUUCCUCCAACCGUAGAGUUUUCAGUUUGGAAAAGCUGACUCUUUAUCGCUACAGGGACGCUGACAUUGCCAGCUGGUGGCGUGAUGACAACGGUUAUGACGGCGAGACACCCGUUAGUUGCCUUAUUGGUUUCUUCUUGCUGAGAAAGAAGGUCCAUGAUGCUUUUCAUCAUUUCCAUCAUGGUUGCAUCUUCGGUGGCCGGCGUAGUCUCUUCUCUGUUGGUUAAGUCGUUGGUUCUCAUACUUAUCUUCUUAGCGUUACUCUGAAUAGUCCCACGUGGACACCAACUGUUGAAUAUGAGUUUGGUCGGCUCUUAGGAGAUGAACAAACUUUAUUGUGGGUAAUUUUGAACACGCUUUUUAUUGAUCAAUAAGAGAGAUUAAAAUGUUGAACGAGAAAAUGAGUUGAAAUAUUCGGCGAGCAUAAGUGAAAAGGACAAGGUCAGUCAGUGAGAGUAAAGAAGAAAUUCUAGUUCGGAGUCAAUUUGUUUGAAAGUGUAUUUCUCUAUUCUUCCUAAUGCCUCACAUCCUCUCUUUAUACCCAUGACUCUUUUUCCGUUUGCUCUAAAGUCGCCUUGACCUAAUAAGCUGGGCCGAGUCUUUGGGCCAAGCUUAUGGGCUGAGACUUUGGGAUGAGUUUAUGUGCCGAGUCUUUGGGCUGAGAUUAAUGAGACGAGUCUUUGGGCCGAGCUCUUAGGCUGAUUGUAAUGUGUUAGAGUCCUUGAGAGCCGAUCUUGGCAGCUUGGCUGAGUCCUUGGGCAGAAGUUUUGUAUUCGGCAUGCUUUGUGGAGGGAUGCAAUCCCUCUCCAACAUUCCCCCUUCUUUAAAUUCACUCAGUGUCACGGGAUGAAUAGAUCAUGUACAAAUAUCUACCGGUUGGCUCUGUCUUCUCCAAAUCACUAAUGAUUUUUUAUGGCUCUCCAAGGUGGCUCCUGGUCUCGCUAUCGUUGAUUAUCUGCACUCUGUAACUCUUGCUCACCAUUCCAAGCCAUUGCAAUUCUUCUUCCUUGCGGUGUGUUUUCAAGUUCGGAAUCACUGUGACCUCAUCUACUCGUGACCUCCGGACGUGGUACCUAUUCUAAAUCAUCGGAGUCACUGUCGCUUCUCUCUUCUCUGUCAUGGACACCAUCUGCUCGAGAAUCUUUGGGCCGUGAUUGAGGAGCUUAAUAUUGAUCUAUCUGGGUUCCAUGGAUCGAUCACCGGCCUAAUUCCUCUUUUAAAAUAUGAUCCCUUUUCUUUGCUAUCUUCAUUUUUGACCCUAAACUUCCAAACAUGCAAGUCUUGUUCUUCAAAUUCCUUCCCCAGAUACUGUUGCACAGAAUUAUAUUAAUGUCAAAUAAGUUUCUAUUAUAUGAAAUGAAAAAGAGUAACAUGACUAUCACAGUAAAAUUAGGAACGUAGUUUUAGUUAUUUUUCUUUUAAUAUGUUUUGCAAAAUUUACUUUAAUAUAAGAUUUGAAACAUUUCAAGGAUCAAAAUUUCAUAUAAGUAGACGCAUCAGAACAAAAAAUAUUUGUUCAAUAAUGCACUUGAAUUUAUUACUAUUGAUGUAUGUAAAUAUUUUUAAAUCGAUUACUGAUAACUGUUUUUGAACUAAAAUCAUUUUAGAUUUGUCUGAUAGUGCAUUAUUAAAUAGUGAAAUUAUUAAUUUAUAAAAUCUAUAUAUAAUAGCAAACCUAUUUAUUGUCUUGGCUGAUGUCAGCAUUUUUUUAUAGGAAAAUAAAAAUUUUAAUCCAAUGGUAGAGAUCGCUUCCUUAUGAAAUAUAAUGUUGGAGUUUUAGUUUUGUUUAAAUGUAUGACAUCAUUAGUUACUACUCCAAACGAUGUGUUUUUCAUUUUUGAAUCAUUGGUUUUCAAAAGGCACAACCCUUUCUCAUUUUUUUGAAUGACAAAACUUGGUGAACCUUUAAAUUCAAUUUCUCUCUUACCACCAAUCAAAGUGUCACCUAAAUAAUUAAUAAAAAUAUUAAUUUUAUUUUAAAAAUUUAAAAAAAGAAUGAUGCGUAACACAACCCUAAAUCCUAAAUUUUAAACCCUAAAUCUAACCCCUAAAUAAUAAGCCCAAAACCUAUACCUUAAACCCAAAUAGUAAACCCUAAACCCAAAAUCUAUACAAUAAACCCAAAUCAUAAAUCCUAAACCCAAACUGUAAACCCAAAUCCUAAACCAUAAGCCCAAACCGUAAACUCUAAAUCCACACCUAAAUCCUAGACCCUAAACCAAACUGUAAACCCUAAAUCCAAUUUCAAAUCUUUUGGUUUAGGGUUUAUGGUUUGGGUUUAGGGUCUAGAAUUUAGGUUUAGGAUAUAGGAUUUGGGUUUAGGGUUAAGGUUUAGGGUUAAGGUUUAGGAUUUGGGUUUAUGAUCUAGAGCUUGGAUUUGGAUUUGGGGUUUAAAUACACUAUCAGUUGUGCCGAGAUUAAUAGGGUUUAGUGAUAGUAGCUACAACACCGAUCAAGACGACGACAAAAGCACAACCGGUCAUAUAUUCUAUCUUGGAGAAAGUCCAAUUACAUGGUGCUCACAGAAACAUGACACUGUAACGCUAUCAUCAUGUGAGGAUGAGUUCAUGGCUGGAACCGAAGCAGCAAGACAAGCACUUUGGCUUCAAGAGCUGUUAAGUGAGAUCACGGGUCUUCCAUGCGAGAAGGUCGUGAUAUGUAUUGAUAAUAGGUCGGCUAUUGCUCUUAUUAAGAACCUGGUUUUUCAUGGUCGAAGAAAGCAUAUAGACUCUCGAUAUCACUUUAUAAGAGAAUGCAUGGAGAAGGGGCAUAUUGAAGUAGAACAUGUUCUUGGAGACAAGCAAAAGGCAGACAUCUUAACUAAAGCUUUAGGAAGAAUCGAAUUCAGAGAAAUGAGAGAUUUCAUUGGAGUACAAGAUUUGGAGAAAAGAGAUUUCAAGCUUUGAAGGGAGAAUGUUGGAAUAAGCUUGAAAUAGCUUAGGUUGGAAUGUUGGGAUAAAUUUGAAAUAGCUUGAAAUAGUUAUGGUUAUCUAAAAGGAUUAGGAAAUAUAGAGUUGUGUUAAUCCCAAUGAGGUUAGGAUAAUUAAAGUGUUAUAUAAAGAUAUGCAAGUGUGUUGAAUAACUUAAGAGAGUUGAGAGCUUUAGUUUUUGAGAUAGUUUUCUAAAGCAGUAAAGAGUUUGAGUUUUAGUUAUAAUCUUUGAGCAAAUACUUUCUGUUUGAUACAAUAGAUGGAUGGUUCGUUGAUCCCAUGUUUUUUUUUUUGUUUUUUUUUUGUUUAAUCUGGGGAUAUCCCGGACUUAUAGAAGGGCCCAGACUAAUUUUCAAGAGAAGGUGCAGCCCACGGAUGUACUCUCUCUGAGUAUGCAAAUAGGCCCUAAAGCAUAGGCCCAUAUCGUUGAUCCCAUGUUUCUCUCUCUCUUUCUUCCUUUUUCAUAGUCUAUCUAUUUUUGUUUUGUUCUUAGUCCACAGUUAAUAUGUACCUCUUUGUUUAUAUACAUCACAGCUGUGCCACCGACGUCUGUGCCCUUAUCUGCUUGUGCAUGGCGAUGGUCAUCUGUUGUUGCCGCAACGGUUGUCGAGAUUCUUUAUAUUACGCAUGCGUUAUGCACAAAAAAAAAAAAGACAUUUCUUUUGUUCACGAUCAGGGUUUCUGUAUGAUGUUGUCUUGAUUUAAUAAAUUAUCUCA
Brassica napus (rape) is the source of this 6010-nucleotide messenger RNA. Its product is annotated as putative nuclease HARBI1. The transcript has 2 exons. The record is from RefSeq and is a predicted model, not a curated record. The coding region runs from base 395 to 1672 and encodes 425 amino acids. Lineage: Eukaryota; Viridiplantae; Streptophyta; Magnoliopsida; Brassicales; Brassicaceae.